AUGAUCGCUGUGGUGCGCCACUGCAACGCUUUUUCCGAGGCAACUGCUAUAGCUCGGCCCGGCUAUUCCUCAAGCCUCUCUGCUAACACCACUUCACAGUGUUGCUCGUCGGUACCGGUUCACAUUUUGCUACAAGCAUUGGAUGGUGUGCUGUCCGGUAUUCGGUGCCUCGGUCGUGUACGUUGGGGUUGCGGGUGA
Gongylonema pulchrum is the source of this 198-nucleotide messenger RNA. The record is from the annotation of a GenBank genome assembly. NCBI's taxonomy places the organism in Eukaryota, Metazoa, Nematoda, Chromadorea, Rhabditida, Gongylonematidae.